This is a messenger RNA of Arabis nemorensis, 636 nucleotides long. NCBI's taxonomy places the organism in Eukaryota, Viridiplantae, Streptophyta, Magnoliopsida, Brassicales, Brassicaceae. The record is from the annotation of a GenBank genome assembly.
AUGGAGGUUAUGGCAGGGGCAGCUCUUGGAAUUGCUCUCCAAGUUCUUCACGACGCCAUCAAAAAAGCAAAAGAUAGAUCUCCAAACACAAGAUGCAUCUUGGACCGUCUCGACGCUACAAUCUUUAGGAUCACUCCCUUGGUGGUUCAAGUUGAUAGGCUCAUGAGCGAAGAAGUGGAAGAGUCUCAGAAAAAAGUCAUCGAAGCACUUAAGCAUGUCCUUGAAAAGGCUGUUUCUCUUGUCGAAGCUUAUGCGGAGCUCAGACGUAGAAACUUAAUCAAGAAAUUUAGGUACAAGAGAAGAAUCAAAGAGUUAGAAGCUUCAAUAAAAUGGAUGGUAGAUGUGGAUGUUCAAGUCACUCAAUGGGCUGAUAUCAAAGAACUCAUGGCCAAGAUGUCUGAAAUGAACACUAAACUUGACGAAAUCUUGCGUAAACCAACAGAUUCUCCCCGUUUCAGGAAGAACCAUUACAUAUCACAAUGUACUAAUCGUAAUAUAGUUGAAGCAACAGACCAAUCUUCAGAAAAAAACGAUGAGUGUUCGAGUGAUGGAUCUAAACCGAAGAUUGAUAUCCACGUUCGAUGGAGUUCAAGAAAACGAAAGAAAGAACGUGAGAUCCGAUYCACCUUGAAGUGA